CUUAAAACUUUACGAAACAAUUAAUAAAUUAAAAAUGUCAGUGUCUUUGCUCCAUGACCUUGUCUACUACUCCAUAGAUAUAUAUAUAAACUAUACAACAACCGUCACAUAAGAGACAAACCUUUGACCGACUCUCUCUCUCUCCUAACUCUCAUCUCCCUGCACAUUAUGUCCCCAGCCAUCGCCCAAGUCGAACAUGGAGAACGCGGAUCCAGCCACUCCUCCCCGUCUCCACAAUCGCCAAUCGAAUCAGACGAGCCUUUCGGAAGAGAGCCGCAGCGGCGAGGUUGACGAUCGGAGCAGUGCCAUCAACUCCUCUCGCUCCUUCGAUUGCACCUUCUGCAAGAGAGGGUUCUCCAACGCGCAAGCCCUCGGAGGCCACAUGAACUUGCACCGCAGGGACAAGGCCAGGCUCAAGCGAACCUCUCCUUGUGCGGAGUUCCCUUUUAACGUCGCUGCUGUCGACGAUGGAAGCGCUCGCGUGUCCUCAUCCCUGAUCAUUCAGCUGCUGCCUGCGCUCGCUGAGGAGUCUUCUUCGCAAGGGGUUCGUGGUCAUGAUCAUGCGUCGAGAAGAGUACUCGGCGAGAGUGACGUGGAGGAGCAGAGGAUGGAGAUGCACAGAGAGGUGGAUGCAGAAUUGGAUCUUGAGCUCCGGCUGGGUCGAUGACGUCAAGACUAAAGAGCAAUCGAGAGUUACAAUUGGAGAAGAGGUACAACUGUUCAUUGAUUAAUAUUUGGAUUUGCUUAUAAAACGGGAACAAUCAAUACAUGAAUAUCUUCUGCACUUUGGCACCGACCGUGAUCAGCCAGCCAGUUAAAAAGGAAACAAGAAAGAA
Molecule: messenger RNA, 836 nt
Organism: Zingiber officinale
Lineage: Eukaryota; Viridiplantae; Streptophyta; Magnoliopsida; Zingiberales; Zingiberaceae
Product: transcriptional regulator TAC1-like
Exons: 1
Coding region: 197-667 (156 amino acids)
Source: RefSeq, a predicted model, not a curated record